This is a messenger RNA of Anneissia japonica, 423 nucleotides long. RefSeq lists its product as uncharacterized. The transcript has a single exon. The annotation marks the transcript as partial. Lineage: Eukaryota; Metazoa; Echinodermata; Crinoidea; Comatulida; Comatulidae. The record is from RefSeq and is a predicted model, not a curated record.
CGGAAGGGUAAUCUUACAAGAACAAUGAAAGAAUUGCAUAUGCUAACCAAGCAGCCAGAUAAACACGAUGAGAUAAAUAAAGCUAUUGAAAAGGCAAAGGCAAAGUUUGAGGCUAUUGAAGCAUCCCAUGAUGAGUUAAUUGAGCUUUUGGCUGAUGAAGCGGAAUAUGUUAAAGAAGAAGAAUGGAUGGUCCAAUGUCAGGAAGAGUUCCUUUCCGAGAUGAGGGUAAUUGAGUUACAGCUAGCCGAAGUGUGGAAAGACAAGUCUGAACAGAAAUCAGAGAUUGUUCAAGAUGCUGAAACAGUUGAAAUCAAUCCAGAGACCAAAGAGAAGGUCGAGAUAACUGAAAAUAAAGGUAGCAAAAAUGAACAAAAUGUUGAAUCAGAACCGCCUAAGGCGGAUGAAAAUGUUAGUGUUAAUGAU